GCUGAAGCCCCUGUAGCCGCAGGCCCCCAUGGGAUGCCAGACGUCCGCUGCAGAUCUCGGCAGGGCUCUCUCGAGGCGGCCCUAGGGGUGCGCGGGAGGGCGAGGCAAUGGGGCGGAGCCCUGCAGUGGCUCCGCGAAGCGUCCGACUCGGGAGUGAACAGCGGCAAAGGGCACUACACCGUGAUUGUCAGUGCAUGCGGUCAAGGCAGGCAGUGGCACUGGUCGUUGCGGCUUCUGAGCGGUACGCUCGAGACGAGGGCGGAGCCCGACGUCAUCAGCUACGGCGCCGGCAUCAGCGCCUGCGAGAAGGGCCGGCAGUGGCAGCGGGCCCUGUCGCUGCUCAGCGAGAUGUGGGGAGCGAAACUGGAGCCCGACGUCAUCUUCAUUUACAACGGAGGGAUCAGCGCGUGCGAGAAAAGCGGGCAGUGGCAGCGGGCCCUGAGGCUGCUCUGCGAGAUAUGGGAGGUGAGGUUGGAGCCCGACGUCAUCAGCUGCAACGCUGGGAUCAGCGCGUGUGAGAAGAGCGAGAAGUGGCAGCAGGCACUAUCAUUGCUCAGGGGGAUGCCGGAUGCGAUGUUGGAGCCGAACGUCGUCAGUUACAGCGCUGGGAUCAGCGCGUGCGCGAAAGGCGAGCAAUGGCAAAGGGCGUUGUCGCUGCUCAGCGAGAUGUUGGUGGCGAAGGUGGAGCCCAACGUCAUCAGCUGCAACGCUGGGAUCAGCGCGUGCGAGAAGGGUGAGAAGUGGCAACACGCGCUAGUUUUGAUUAGGGAGAUUUUGAAGGUGGAACUGGAGCCCGACGCUAUCACAUACAGCGCUGGGAUCAGCGCUUGCGUGACGGGCGAGCAGUGGCAGCGUGCCCUGUCGUUGCUCCACGAAAUGUGGGAGAUGAAGGUGGAGCCCAAUGUCAUCAGCUUCAGUGCCGGAAUCAGCGCGUGCGAGAAAGGCGAGCAGUGGCAGCGGGCCCUGUCGCUGCUCGUCGCCAUGAGGGAGGCGAGGGUGGACCCCGACGUCACCAGCUGCAACGCCGGGAUCAGCGCGUGCGGGAAGGGCGAGCAGUGGCAGCGGGCCCUGGUGUUGCUCGCGGAGAUGUCGGAUGCGAUGCUGGAGCCCGACGUCUCAGCUACAGCGCUGGAAUCAGCGCGUGUGAGAAGUGCGAGCAGUGGCAGGGGGCCCUGUCGCUGCUCAGCGAGAUGAGGGACGUAAAGGUCGAGCCGAACGUCAACAGUUACAACGCAGGGAUGAGUGCGUGCGAGAAAGGCGAGCAGUGGCAGCGGGCCUUGUCGCUGCUCAUCGAGGCGCAGGAGGCGAAGCUGGAGCCCGACGUCAUCAGUUACAGCGCUGGGAUCAGCGCGUGCGAGAAGGGCGAUCAAUGGCAGCGGGCCUUGUCGCUGCUUCUCGUGAUGGGGGAGGCAAAGCUGGCGCCCAACGUCAUCAGCUUCAACGCAGGGAUCAGCGCCUGUGGCAAAGGCAAGCAGUGGCACUGGGCUCUGUCGCUGCUCUGCGAGAUGUGGGCGGCGAGGGUGGAGCCCGACGUCAUCGACGCCACGGUGCCAGGCGAUCUCCGCACGUUUUUGUGGUUGAUGUCACCUGCAGCUCUGAAAGUGCGACCAGGCUGCCCCCGGGACACCCUGCAGCUCCGGGGUGCCCAGCGGC
This is a messenger RNA of Prorocentrum cordatum, 1653 nucleotides long. NCBI's taxonomy places the organism in Eukaryota, Dinophyceae, Prorocentrales, Prorocentraceae. The record is from the annotation of a GenBank genome assembly.